AUCAUGAAAGGCCUCCAAGUGGGUGCUGGUGAGCAGGGAAAUGCCUCCUUGAGCCAUCGUCCCUCCAGUCCUCCUGUGGACCUACAGGGACAAAGAGUGCUGCGAGGCCAGGAGCUGCAGCAGCCCUACAGUGAUCCCGUGUCCAGAAAGACACUGAUACCAGGAGGACAGCAGCAGCAACAUGCUGAGCUGGGGCUGCCCUGGGCGACAGAGUACGUCCCCGCCAGGAGCUGCCAUGUCGUCCUUCGGGGUAGGUCUGGGAUGUUUUACCUCCCCCAGCACGGUGACAUUAAAGCCAACAUCUGGUGCAACUGGACCAUCUGGGCAGGCCCCCAGAAGCACAUUGUCAUCUACGUCCAGGGCUUUCAGGGGAGCGAAGUCUGCGGGAAGAAUCAGGACAAGAUGAUUUUCCAGGGCGUGCUCUCAAGUGUGGAGACCAAAGUGGUGUACGCCUGCCACAACCGAGGCACUCUGAUCUUUGCUACAAGAGCCACCGUGGUCCACGUGUUAUUUCUGUCCGGGGGUGGCUCCCGAAGCAGUGAAUACAAGCAUUUUAAGGGACAGUAUUAUGUAUUUGUAGAUGAUGAAGCUGCGGGUUCUUCAAAUGAAGUGAUGGCUCCCAGAGAGCCUGUUCAGGAGAGCUGGAGGACAGCGGUAACAAAAAGCUUCCUGCCCAUGCUGGGAGCUUCUCCGAGCCCAUCAGCUGUGCCUCCUGCAGACAGGAUCAAGCCUGAGGUCACAAGCUCGGAUGAAGAAGACCAACACCUUCCUGACCUUGCCGGAGGUGCCCAGCCUGGCGCUAGCCUGGACAAACACGGUGAGCUGCAGGAUGACACCAAGAUGGGAAGGAGCCCUCAGGAUGGUGGCACCGAGGGGGGAGAACCCAGUGAUAUGUUGGUGGCUCCAGCCAGAGGCGAUGCUGGGUGUGAAGCUGAGCAACCGUCCUUGAAGGCUGCAAAGGGGGAUGCAGGGCUGGUAUCGGCUCCAGUCACUGUAGCCCCACGUAGCUCAUCUGGUGUCCCACCUUCAGAGGUGCCCAGCAGCACCGCAGGCCUCUCUGCUGACUUCUCUAACCUGGGUCAGGCCCGUGGCACGCUGGCAGCAGAGGUGGUCACCACACUUCACCUGCCAACACUGGAAAAGCCACCGCUAAACACAACUACACAACCUCCUCUCCAUCCCUCUCCUGGUGUGACUGCUGGAGGUAUGGUGUCACCACAGGGAACACAUGAAGACCUCUCUGAUCUGGCUUCUGUCCUGGCAUCCCUGGAGAACGGUACAGCCCUGCAGUCCCUGCACCAUCCAGGCGAUGUGCUGUUUGAAGUAACGACUGAAAUCAAGCACAAGGAGUGGAUCUCUCCUGGUGGAAACGAGCUCAGAAAAGAUCUUUUAGAGUCCAUUAAGAACCACAUCCAGCAGAACCUGAAACUCUCUGCCACCAGAGUCAAUGAAAUAAAGUUAAAGGAAGUCAAAAGGAUGAGCAAUGCCAGCCUGCUGCUCACCUUCUGGCUGCACCUGAAGCCCCAGGAGAGAAAUGUGUCCCUGCUCCUGCAUUCCCAGCUGGAAGAGCUGCUCGGUGCCUCGGUGGGGGUGGAGAAGCUGCAGCUGGUCUCGCUGCUGGUGGAAGAUGUGAAUGAGUGCAGCUCGGGAGUCAGCCUGUGUGGGGAGGAGGCAGAGUGCUUCAAUGGUGUGGGCACCUACUUGUGCCGCUGCAAGAAGGGCUACGAGGACCGUUCUCCCACAAAAUCUGGCACGCUGUGCGUCCGUGUUCCCGCAUCAGGGAUGGGCUUCCUGCUCCGACAUGGUGACAUCCUGGUGGGGGCGGCCAUCAUGGCCUGCCUGGCGACGCUGGUGGCCACCGCAGCCGUGUGUGGGGCAAAAUGCUGGGGACAGCGCCCCAGGAGGGACCCGGGGCCUGAGGAGCCACCGGAGAGGCCUGCGGAGGAACCGGUGAUGGAGCUGCAGGACCUGGAGGACUGCCUGCGUCUUGACCCCUUCCAGCUGAAGCUGAGGGCCAGGCCCCCGGAGUGGCUGUGGGGGGCCCGUGCCCACCCUGGGCAGGCUUAUCCGGUCUUCUUGGAGCAGUCCCCCCCGCUCUAGGGGGGCUCUGACACCCUGCUGGCCACCAUCACCUCUGCUGUUGGUCCUGUCUUCCUCAGCUACGUGGCCCCUCCUUGUGUCUUUUGUGGACAAACACCUCUCUCACAGUCGUCUUUGUCUUACUAUUUAUGACUUUUAGAUGCUUGCUCACAGCACUCUGUCCUCUCCCAUGUUCUCUUCUUGAGAUUUGUGUGGAUGUGUCAGUACAUGGAAAAAUAAAUGUUAUUUUUUUUAAGGAAAAAAAAUAAGGAAUGAGAUGUCUUGCUACUUAAUUUAAGGGAUUAAUUAAUCUUGUACCUGUGCUCUGUCCUGCCUCCUUUCCUCUGCCCAUCAUGCAGAGCUCUGCAGGAAGCCAGGGCAAGACUGAAGCCAUUGACCAAAUUCUCAGCUUCUUGCACCAUGGGUGAGAAACAGGCUGGGGCUUGACUGUAAGGUUUUGGGGAGUCUUCUGCUCUUUUUGAGCAAUGGGGACAACACUUUUUGUGCUUUUGUGAAUCCUUGUUGCUGAGCAGCCACUUGCAAACAGCAACACCCACCACCCUAUCCUCCUCGCUGGCAAUAAAGUGCAGUUGUGUCCCCAA
Messenger RNA from Anas platyrhynchos (mallard), 2681 nucleotides. RefSeq lists its product as uncharacterized. The record is from RefSeq and is a predicted model, not a curated record. NCBI's taxonomy places the organism in Eukaryota, Metazoa, Chordata, Aves, Anseriformes, Anatidae. Gene Ontology annotation, molecular function: calcium ion binding.